Phanerochaete carnosa HHB-10118-sp is the source of this 2174-nucleotide messenger RNA. RefSeq lists its product as uncharacterized. Bases 124 to 1815 code for a protein of 563 amino acids. The record is from RefSeq and is a predicted model, not a curated record. The transcript has 2 exons. Lineage: Eukaryota; Fungi; Basidiomycota; Agaricomycetes; Polyporales; Phanerochaetaceae.
GCACACACACCAGCCUUUCGGUACCACAGCUUGGAAUGACGACAAAACCGCGCGCCGAGGCUGGUUAUAUGUCCUCCUCUGUCUCCAUUCCCUGCUACUCCCUUUCUGCGCAGGUCCACCACCAUGGCCUCCAUGAGCAGACGGCGCACCCAAAAAGCUCGCGCCUCCGACACGUUCAGGCCCAAAUUCCCUAUCGACCCCUUCGCCGCCGCGACUGUCCGCGAGCCCUGGUUCAUUAGGCCAGAUUCACUGCCCUCGGCGGCCUCACAGGCCAGGCGAGAUGUCAUCCUGGUGCUCGGUGCGCCGUCACCGCAGGACCUCGACGCGCUCCUGACCUCGAAGCAUCUUGCCAACUCUCUCCUGAUCGUUGCUAGCCACGAGCCACCGAUCAUUCCCCAUACCGCACUCCCCACCGUUCGUAUGCUUCGCCUUGACGGCCCUUUGGCAAUAGAGCAGGCAGGCGCUGUACGCUUCGUGAACGUGCUCGAAUGGGCGGAGCGCGUCGCCCGGCUGUGGCGGAAGUAUGGCGGAUACGGCACAGCAGAGCUCAAAGAAGAAGAUGACGGUCUCGACUAUCUUACGCCGCCAUCCAUUCUGCGCUUCAGGAGCACUCAUAGUACUCCAUCAUCCCCGAGAUCCUCCACUACUCAACUCUCCGCCGACCCGCGGGCCUCGAUCUCCACUCUCGAGUUUGGCCGUCCUGGCCGCCCUCGCUCCGUCUCCUCGCGAAUUCUUGGCAGAACGCGUCAGAGGUCUCUCCCUGCUGCCGACCCGUCGCAACGUCCGUUCGACGGGCUCAUCAAUUUCCUUUCGAGCGAAGUGUCGGACAAGGCACUACUCAAGCAGACAAUCCUUGUCACAACGAUCAGUAGACCUUUCCUCGUGCCAAGUGGAUCCCCUCCUUCAGAAAGGGGCAGGCGCAAGUCCAUUAUGGGCCCGAAGAGCUCGACGUCAGUAUACUGCCCACCCACGCCACCCAACCACAGCAGGGACUCGCUGACCUCAGUAUCACCAAUACCCACCAAAGCACACCUCAUCCACGCUCUGCCUGCGGAAUCGCGUUCAUUGGAUUCAUUCGCACGUUCUAAAUUGGUCCAGGGCUUGGAAGCAUUCCUUCUGUCUUUCGGAAGCCCCACUACCCUCGAUUUCCAUGGCGCGGGUGAUGACUUGACGGACCGCCUGCAGCCGUACAUCAUGACUGCGCGCAGCCUGGGGAGACCUUUUAGCACGGGCACGAGUGCAACAAGCACUUCUCCAUACGGCUCCUGUUCAUCUGACUGCACCCUUGCCGAGCUUGUCCUGUGCGGCUCUCUUGACGGGGACGAUUUACCUUCGCAUCUACAGUCUGACCGGACGCGUGCUCUGGUCACCCGCGUCACCCCACGUGCGCUACUCACGCAGGCGUCUGAUGUAGUGCUUCUUGUGGACGACGCGCCCGCCGUGGUCGUCAGCCAAUCUGACCCUGGUCAUAUGGGCUCUACCCCACCGAAGGCAAGACGCCUCCCGCGCCAGAAUAGCAUGGCAUCCACGGCGUCGACACCUCCAUCCUCUGCGCCGGUCACUCCCAGCUCCUUGCGGUCGACAAGCCCACGCAGCCCCUUGGCGAAGGGUGACACCAUCACAAGCCUUGCUGGGCUUCCAACACCUCCCGACUCGGAAGAAUCAGGGGCGGAGAAUGGGGCGGAGGAUAUCGCGUACAGUCCACGCAAGCAGAUCCCAGCGUCUCCCUCUGCCAAUUCGUCGGAGGACUCCUCAGCCGUAGAGUUACGACUGAAGAAAAUGCGCUGGAAAUUCUGGAACCGUGCCAACUCGUAGCGCCGGCCGUACUUCUAUGCCCUGCUCUCUGUGGAAUAUGAAUAUCAUAGGACGGCCUCUACUAGUUAUCUAAUUCCUUGACUCUGCGUUUAUGUCGCUGCUGCUUAUACCGCUCUUUUCCAUGUUCCUAGGCCCUUUCAGCAUCGCACUCUCUUACCCGCUGAACCCCAGAAGCAAUCUGCAACUCUUGCAUACUUGCCACCCUCUGCAUUGGCUGUCCUUGCACUAGCUCUCCCUUCCCAUGUGACACUGUACUUUUGGAGAAUAGACGUGUUAUAGACCCGCUCACAUCAUAUGAAAUACUGUGGGUCUCAAAGUCAUUAAAGCCAGCUCUCUUGUCAACGUUUCUGUAAUAUAUC